Molecule: messenger RNA, 2301 nt
Organism: Frieseomelitta varia
Lineage: Eukaryota; Metazoa; Arthropoda; Insecta; Hymenoptera; Apidae
Product: divergent protein kinase domain 2A-like
Exons: 4
Coding region: 478-1725 (415 amino acids)
Source: RefSeq, a predicted model, not a curated record
GGUCGCUACAUGCCCAUAAAUUAGGCAAAUUUUCAAUUGCAAAGGAAACUGAUUUGAGGGAAUUAUUUGUUAACUUCUACAAUUGCUCUCAGCUUUCUUCUCGUAUUUUAUACAAUCUGUGAAAUAAUACAACGUAAACACAAGUUUACUAAUUGUCUGUACAAAUUAUUAUAUCAUAACAUGUAAUAUUUAUUCAAUAUUUGUGUCGGGUUACGGUUCUAAAGUGAUAAAAUAUAGAGAAAAAAAUUUCGCAAAAAAGAUGAAAUUAAGUAGCUUUGCACGAUUUUUCUAUUGAAAACUAGAAUAAAGUUGUUGGCUUGGUUUGUUAUGUAUAUUUCUCUUUUUCAAAGCUUGCACACUGCCUUUUUUUUUGCCAUUAUUGUAUCGAGUGCAUUCUGCGUCAAUACAUGAAUUAAUACUCACAUUUUGGUAACUAAUUGUGUUUUAGAUGUAAAACUGUUAGAGACCACUGUACAUAUGCUUUUAUCGUAUAUAUACAAUAUAUUAAAAUUUAAAAAAUGGGAGAUACUGUCUUUUCUGGCGAUCUUAAUAGCAUUAAAGUGGUUCACAAUUUUUACAUUUCAACCAAACAUACAUCAUUCGAUAGAGUUACAUAAAUGUCCAGUAUGUUUUGGUAUUUCUGCAUGUAAUUAUAUCCACGAAGUGGACAUCGCGCUUCGUGACGUUUACUCUGUGUUUGCGUACUUCUUUGGAAUAAAAAAUGUAUUUUUUGGAGUCUUUAACGAAAGUAGAGUUGUCCUAAAAAAGCUGGCACAAAAUUUCGAAUUGGACGAGUUUGAUCGAAUGAUUUGCGAGGACGAAGCCUUUUCUGAUGUCUGUACAAAAAGUAUAAAGAGAACAGACUAUAAAAUUAAUACCAAUUUCCGUGAAUUUGUUGAAAAGGAAAUUAGCACGAGUCCUAUAAGAAAUAACUUUAAUGGUUUAAAGCUUUGCCCCACUGUUAGACAUUUAAAUGCCCUUCUAAACAAUGUUUAUUACAAUGAGAGAGAUACCGAUAGAAAAAUACUCGAUGUCUACAUUUGGGUAUUAACAGUUCUUAAUCCCGAGCCUCUCAUUCUUCAGAUAUUAUCCGCAGACGAAGGUUGGCCAGUAUCAAAAUAUUUUGGUGCCUGUGGACGAAUUGUAGUUGAGGAGUAUGUUGGAUUGCCAUUAACUGCUUAUUACAAUGAGCCAUGGUUACGUAGAGCUAAAUUAGCUUCGAGUCUUUUAGAUGCUGCUUAUAAGUUUACUUAUAAAAAUGAAAAUUUUGGUUUCUAUUUAACUGAUGUAUCUGCUGAUAAUGUAGCAGUCGAUUCAGCUGAUAAUAUAAAAUUUGUGGAUCUAGAGAAUAUCAUUGUUGUUGAUAAAAGUAUAACUCCUACAGAGAGAUCGACUACAUGGAAUCAAUUGCAAGUGAAUACUGAGAAUUUUAGUUGUCCAGAAUGUCUAGCAUUUUCUAGUACUGACAUAUGUAAUCAUAAAGUCAGCGAUCACAAUUAUUACGCAAUAUGUAAGAUAUUAUUGACAUUAAAUAUGAAUAACAGUAUAUUACCUGGUGGUCUGCUGCAUGAUAUGCCUGCAGAUAUAUUUGAAAGUUAUCCAGAUAUACAACAUUUAAUACAACAGUGUGUACAUCCUCAAACACCUCUCAGUAGAAUAGAUGCAGCAAUAGAACUUAAAAAGCUGUUAGAUAUUAUAAUACAAAAGCAUAAAAGAAUUAAAUAAAGAUAUACAAUUAAUUGUAAUCAAAUGUAAAUUAUUAUGUAUAAAAUUUUCAUAUGUAAACUGAUAAUUGACAUUUCCCAUGUAUCAAUAGCAAUUUUUUUUUUUUGUUAAUGGUUCUUUUUUUGUUAGAUGUAGUAAUUCCUAGAUAAACGAUCCUUUUAUUUUUCUUAAAAUAAUAAAAUAAAUAAUCGUGAAUAAAUUCGAAUACUAUUCUAAUUUCAGUCAUAAAUUGUUUGAUACAGGUUGAAAAACAAUCAUCUGCAACUUAAAGAAAAUUAAUAUCAUUCAAUUGACUUUCAUUGUUCGUUAUAAUUUUUUCAAAUAUCGAUUUUAUUAAACGAAACAAUAAACAAUUAUAGUGGACAGUGAUUUUUACAUUGUCUUUACAAAAAUCAAAUUGCGAUAGUAUUAAAAAUAAUUACAAAUAUUUUACUUUAAUAUAAAAUAAAACACAUGCGAACGCAUUUCCUCGUCAAAGGACAAUUCUGUAUGCUGCAUAUAUUUAACAAAUGCAUAGCAAUUCAGUAAAUUCAUAUUCUAUAUGUAUAUAGAUCCAAUAAAUACAUAUUCUAUGAA